GUUCCAAUGGAAGCGUUCUUGCUGGCAGUAAAGUUGGACAGCUAUUUGUAUACAGCCCUAGACGCGCUAGUAGAUCGUCGUGGUUUUGAUCUCGACAAUCUUUGCAAGCAGUUUGAAAGAAAAGCCGUGUUGGAGUUGACAGUCUGCGAAGAGCAAGAUGUGUUGUUUUGUGUGUCUGAUGGGCAAAUGGCUGCUCAUUCUUUGAAGGACCGACAUUACCCUGUUCUCUCGAUUCUUCAUAAGAUAAAACCAGUUCAGUGUUUUACCACUUGGUAUCGGAAGGACAGGGAUAUGAUGCACAUUUUUGUUUCCUCCAAGAAACGAUUGUAUCUGUUCAAGUGGUAUGAAAAAGACUUCCACGAGGUUCGAUUUGAGUACAACCAGUCGUUUACAGACAAGCCAGGUACCUUGAAAGUCGUUGACGACGCUUUGUUUUUGAGUUGUGGUCGUGAAUACAUCUUAAUGAAACUGAAUGAUAAGAGCAGCGAGGAAGAGGAGCUUAUGAUCGGUGAAUGUCGCCGUCUCUUCGAAUUCAGUGAUAAUGCAGGGAUUGUAAAGAUGGAUGAUCGAGAUCUUCUUGGAUUUCUUCAUGGUGAUACUGUAGUUUUGACGAAUUUCGAAGGGCAUAAAACGCCUAUGCCGGAUGUGCGAUUUAGCGAUGUAUUGACCGAUAUAGUUUACGAUUCUCCGUACCUUGUUGGAUUACUACCCAGAGGAAGAGUCGAAGUCAGAUCGUUGUCACCUACAUAUCUAAUUCAAAGCAUGGCGCUCAGCAAAGCUUCAUUGCUUUGCAAAGGGAAUCCUGGCUACGUCUUUGUGAGCAGUCCAUUCGACGUUUGGAUGUUGGAUGUUCAUGCAAAUAUCCGCAAGAAUGUUUCCCUUCUUAUCGCCGACAAGCAGUUUGAGCUGGCUAUCCAAAUUGUGGCAAAAGCUUUUCUUGGAUUUUGCAGAUUCACAUUUGAAAAUGACUAUUAA
This is a messenger RNA of Strongylus vulgaris, 975 nucleotides long. The record is from the annotation of a GenBank genome assembly. Lineage: Eukaryota; Metazoa; Nematoda; Chromadorea; Rhabditida; Strongylidae.